CAACCACCUUCCAUUCAACUUCAUCCUCAUCUUCAAACCGUUGAAAUUUUCAGAUUUUUCCCUUCCGCUUUUUGCCUGAGGAAUCUCAGGCCGCUACCACUACAACAUUUACCAUACUUAUAUUAUAUGCACACACCUAUAUCCUACACCCUACAAUCUUCACACAUCACAUUCCUGGACGAAAAAGCACAACCUAAUCUAUCAUACCUGUAGCCUUGUGCCUUGUUGAAUUUCCCCAUUCCGGGAUUGGGAUAUAUAUAAACAAAUAUGGCGGACCAAGCUCGUGUCUCUUACAUGACCAAGGAACAACUGGAAUCGUACCUUUCUGAUCUACGUUCCAACCGUCCCCAACGACCUAGCGGUGCCCGUCCAUUAUCAUCAGCAGCUAAAACGAGAUGGGCACCCCAGAGUUCCAACGACCCGACGGAAACAACAUCCGAACCGUCGACAUAUUCCACUCCCUCAAGAUUCACACCACCCCGUAUAGCAAAUACCUCUCCGGCCAAAUCAUUUAAUGAGACGUCCCGGCGGGAGGGCUGGUUGCUGAGGAGGAAUUCGCACAAGAGAUCCAACACCAUUUCCACACCGUCCUUAUCCCCGUUUAAAACCACUUCUCCAACACCUGUGCCGUCUGAUAAAGGGAAAGGCUGGGACGGCGUAUCGCUUCAGAACGGGAGGAUGGGGGACGUCCCAAUUCCCCGUGUCCCAACACUUACUAGGAGUAACUCGGAGAAGAAGCGGGAUUCGUUUAGUUUCCGGGACUUUUCCAAGUUUGGAAAUGGACACGGGAGGUCGAAUUCGGAGUCUUCUACCGCAUCUACAAACUCUUCCACUGGCGGUGCUACAAUCACGCGCAAGAAGAGUGUGACCUGGGCUUUACCUACGCUUUCCAGACCGUCUUCCCCUCCCCUCGUCGUUAUGCCACCGACACAUCCUCCUCCACGCUCCGCUACUCCACAGAUUGAAGAGGAAUUGACUUUGCAUUUUAGAUCAUUGCCUAGCGCCCCGUUGCCUGCCGUUGCCCCGUUGAGGAUUAACAAGACAUCCAUGUCUGGACGCUCGACGCCAACCAUUGGAGGGAAGGGUUCUUCAGUCGAGCCGAUGCAGAAGGGACUUCCGGUCGUGCCGGAGAUCGCCCCAGGAUUGAAGGAGUUUGCUGGUAUUCAGGGUGCACGUAGGGAGUUUAUUGAGCCGCAUAUGCGGGAGCCAACGCAGGAGAAUAGCCCGCGAUACACUACUAAUCCUGUGCCAUUGCCGUCCCCGCCAAUGUCUGGGUCUGAGGGGGAGGAUGCGGAUGCUGCGGAGGCGGAGGCUUUGAAGGAUUUGGGGAGAAGACCGUUGCCUAGAGUUGGGAGUGGGCAGACCACUGGUGCUGUUAGAAAGAAUAAUCAGAAGUAUGGCGCUCAGGUGCAGCCUCCGCCACCACCGGUUGUCGGGAUUGUCAUCAGUGACAGUCCUCCACCUACUUCUUCGAGUUCUACCUCCACGAUUACGGGGACUCCUCCUAUUCCGACAAUUCGUGCUCCGGAAGGCAAUUCUCGGCCACCGGCGCCUGCCAUAAGCUUCCCGAAUGGUGUUGAGGCUAAGAAAGACACCAGGCCAGCUCCUCCAGUGCCUUCCAUCUCACUUCCGGACGAGCAUUUGCCCUCAGCUUCAGCAGAACCCCCAAUUCCUACCCCAUCUGCAUCCAGGCGUCCUCUUCCUACACCUCGUGCAUUCCCGAAACCUCCUUCCUCGAAUUACUCUUCCGCGUCUUCUGCCGGCCGUGGCCCUACCGCUUCAUGCGCGUAUUGUAGAACCCCAAUUGAGGGUCGUGUAGUGUCUGCUUCAUCCCUUCGUUUUCACCCAGAGUGCUUCCGCUGCGACCAUUGCCACACUCGCCUCGAACACGUGGGAUUCUUCCCGGAACCCGAGGAGAGCCGCAGAAAACGUGCGGAGGCUUUUCAGGAUGAUAAGAGUUCUAUAUCUUCCGGAUCUACUGCGGCCGCCCACAGAGUCAAGUUUUACUGUCAUCUAGACUUCCACGAGUUGUACUCUCCGAGGUGUAGGAGCUGUAAGACACCUAUUGAAGGUGAGGUGGUUAUGGCAUGUGGUGGGACCUGGCACGUUGGUCACUUUUUCUGCGCGGAAUGCGGUGAUCCAUUCAACCCCUCAUCUAAAUUCGUCGAAAAGGAUGGAUACGCCUGGUGUGUGGGCUGCUACCAGAAGCGCUAUAGUGGUCGUUGUAAGAAAUGCAGGCAGCCGAUCACCGAGACUGUAGUCAAAGCCCUGGGAGCGGAGUGGCAUGAGGCGUGCUUCUGUUGUACUGAAUGUUCCACCAAAUUCGAUGAUGGCCGCUUCUUCAUCCGUGGUGAUAGGGGAAAGGAAGUACCCGUAUGCGUAUCUUGCGAGGAACGGAGAUUGAAGGCUUGA
Messenger RNA from Tuber melanosporum (Perigord truffle), 2412 nucleotides. RefSeq lists its product as uncharacterized. Gene Ontology annotation, cellular component: nucleus; Z disc. Gene Ontology annotation, molecular function: transcription coregulator activity. Lineage: Eukaryota; Fungi; Ascomycota; Pezizomycetes; Pezizales; Tuberaceae. The record is from RefSeq and is a predicted model, not a curated record. The coding region runs from base 268 to 2412 and encodes 714 amino acids. The transcript is spliced from 4 exons.